AUGGACGGCGCCGGCGGGAUCUUCGCCGCCGUCGUGUGCGCGCUGCUGGUCUUUGCCAUCUUCCCCCUCCUCCUCUGGCGCCGCCGCUCCGAUGCCACCGCCGCGGUCGACAACCACCGCCUCCCGCCCCAGCCACUCCAGGCUAAUGAAGCAGCACGGAAUUCAAGGAGAACUAAUCAAGACCGUUAUGAGGAAAUGAGGAGGAAGAAGGAUGAGGAGCGUGAGGCCCAAGAGAGAUUAUUGGAAGAAGAAGCUAUGGCACGGAAAGCCAAGGAAGAGGAAGCUGCUGCUCUGGAAUUUGAGAAAUGGAAAGGGGCCUUUUCAGUUGAUGCUGAAGGGACAACUGAAAGUGAGACGCAAGAUGGUGGCCAGGGUUUGCUCCACAAUUUUGUGGAAUACAUCAAGAAGCAGAAGUGUGUUCCACUAGAAGAUCUUGCUGGAGAGUUUGGAAUGCGAACACAGGUAACUGAAGAGCCAUUUUAUAUCAGACGGUUAGAUGUUGACAUUGGUCAAAUACACACACAGCCUAGGCUAAGCUCUGCCGGUAGUGAUGCCUGGAGGCCAGUUGCCACUGCUGUAGUCCACAAUCUGGCCUCGGUUCAGAUAGUGCCUAAGAGCGAGGCAAUGUCAAGGUCUUCCCUGUUGAAGACAGCAGAGACUCGCUGCUUCCAGAUACACCAUUUUUUAGCAUUGUCAAUGAGCGACUGCAUAAACCGAAUUAUUACGCUUGAAGGCAUGGAUAGAUUAUCUGGCGUGAUGGAUGACCGUGGAAAGUUCAUCUACAUAUCAAUUGAGGAGAUGCAGGCCGUUGCAGACUACAUCAGGAAGCAUGGGAGGGUGAGCAUAUCACACCUGGCCAACAACUCGAAUGAAUUCAUAGAUCUGGAGCCAAAGCCCCUGUAUGAUGAGAAGGAGGAGAGUCAUCAAGAUGAAAGCGCCCCGGCAGGCGUAGUUGCGGAGGCCUGA
This is a messenger RNA of Triticum turgidum subsp. durum (durum wheat), 966 nucleotides long. Lineage: Eukaryota; Viridiplantae; Streptophyta; Magnoliopsida; Poales; Poaceae. The record is from the annotation of a GenBank genome assembly.